AUGUCUUUUGCUAAAGAAAGAAUUAGAAAGUUGCUUGCAGAGGUGUUGGCAGAGAGUGAUAAUGAAGGUGACUAUGAUGAUGAAUGUGAAGAAACUAUAGAUGAGUGCUGCUUCUCAAAUAAUUUGUUACUUCUUCAGCUCUUACACAUCCUGUGGAAAUCGGAUGCUGGAUAUGGUGUUAAAUCCAGGGUAUCAGCAGAAAGCAUGGAUUGUAUGCAGACAUUAUCACAACAUCCUAAGGCAAUUGAUGCUGUGUAUUUUAAUUUGGCAAAUGAAGAAGGGUGGCACCUGAUUACUGGAACUGCCCAUCGACCGCAUGGUGUAGUUAAUGGCUUCCUUUAUGUGAAGGUUCCUAAUGUAGGGCUCCUAAUGUCUCCAAAACUGCCAGACACCAUGAUGUUCAGAAAUGAACUGGAGAGGAUAGACAAAUAUGGAGCAGAGGGACUAGUCAUUGCACCAUUUCAGCCAAUGAGAACAUGGGAAUUGCAGUACAAAGGAAAAAUGAAGUCAAGUACUGAUGAAAACAAAUUAUUUGAUGUUGAAAUCAACGCAGUUUGGAGUUCUGAAUACCGGUAUUUUGAUUAUGAUACUGACAUGGAUCCUUUGUGUAUCUCACGUGCUAUGGCUUUAGAGACAUGGAGUAGAGAAUAUUUCCAAAAUGUGCGAAGUUCCCACCAGACUCACUAUGAACAAUUUGGGAAGUUACAUGGUAAAGUGACAGUGAAUGGAAAACAGUACACAGUAAAGAUGGAUGGUGUAAGAGAUCACAGUUAUGGGGAAAAACGUGAGUGGAAGAAUUUUCAUCGUUAUGUGCUGCACUACAUUACUCUUGAAAAUGGAAUGAAAAUAUCAGCUGGUAUCAUAUGUGCACCACUAGCUUUCUCACGAUUGGAAAUUGGUUAUGUGUAUCAAGAAAGUGGAGAACCAAUACCAUUAAAUGGCUGUAACCUUAAACUGUACCAACAUGGGGAAGGUGGUACACCUCCAACCCAUUAUGGUUUUUCUUUUGAAGCAGGAGGAAUGUGGUACCAUGUUCAAGUAGAAAUCUUUGAGAGAUCUGAAUUUUAUAUUGGUUGGGAGUGGGAAACACGUGUGGUGGAAUGCCUAGGAAAUUUUAAAGUGAAUGGCGUUAAAGGCUGGGGUGCAGCUGAAUGGCAGUACCGUCACAUGGGGGGUCGUCCAGAUGAGGUAGCUUCCAGUGAUCCAGAAUGGGCAAAAUCCAUUGAAAAGGCAUAA
Molecule: messenger RNA, 1236 nt
Organism: Schistocerca piceifrons (Central American locust)
Lineage: Eukaryota; Metazoa; Arthropoda; Insecta; Orthoptera; Acrididae
Exons: 9
Coding region: 1-1236 (411 amino acids)
Source: RefSeq, a predicted model, not a curated record